Sorex araneus (European shrew) is the source of this 3297-nucleotide messenger RNA. It is a transcript of the gene WDR64, whose product is annotated as WD repeat domain 64. The transcript is spliced from 30 exons. The record is from RefSeq and is a predicted model, not a curated record. Gene Ontology annotation, molecular function: protein binding. NCBI's taxonomy places the organism in Eukaryota, Metazoa, Chordata, Mammalia, Eulipotyphla, Soricidae. Bases 1 to 3297 code for a protein of 1098 amino acids.
AUGAUCAUAGAAGAGCAGAUGGCUUUUCUGAAAGUAAUGGAUGACAAAAAUGUCAACGGUGAACUUCAGUUUAACAAUUUCAGGAUUGCCUUAAAGGGUUUUGAACAAUUGGUUGAACGUACAGCGGCACAGAAAAGAGAUGAAAGAGCAGGCUUGAUUAUCCCAAAAGAAGAUAUGCUCGAUUAUGACAAGUUUUAUGCAGAAGUACAGGAACUCUUUGGCCCAGAAGUGAAGAAUCAAGAUGUGAAAUGCUAUUACAGAAAACUCUGCAACAAGCCUGAUGCAGCAAUAGACUGGUGUGAGAUCUUUGGAUACUAUUCCUCUGGUGAUGAUUAUUUUGCUACUCAAAUGGAUGAAGAAAAUUCUGUUUUUUUUAUUUCUAAAAAACAACAAAUUGUAAUUCCAGGAAGUAGAAGACGAGAUGUUAUUAAGUCCAUUGUCAAGGUUCCUCAGCUAGACUUAUUAAUAACAGCUUCUCAUAAAGGAUUAAUAACAGUGUUCAAUAACCAGAUGAGAGUUCUGGCCAGCACCAGUGUCACAGAUACCUCCUGGAUUACAGGAUGUGAUUACCUCUCACAGCUAAAACGCGUUGUUGCUGUUACAGAAAGGACCAUUAUUGUCUGGGAUUAUAAAGCUCAAGGGGGCAAUCAGGAAAACUAUUUUGUCAUAAAGCCUAUGGAUCACUGCCUUCUCUCUGUUUGUGCUGUACCUGUGACUGACCAGUUGUGCCAAGAUGAUAUACUUUUAGGGGAUGAUGGUGGUUUUGUAAGCAAGUACACUGUAAAUAGCGAUGACUUUGGACUAAAACAGGCAAAAUCAAAAAAGAGAUCACAAAACCAGAUUUUAGACUCAAAAAGCUUUAAAAGUGUUAAAAGGAAACUACAUAAUGACUGGGUUAUAAAAAUUAAAUAUAUCUCAUCUCUAAAGUGCUUUGGAUCCUGUUCCUUGGACAGCGUUCAUUCAUUAGUUGUGGAAACCCUGAAGAGACUUGAUGAUAAUUUGCCUGUUAGAGAGUUUUCUAUGCCAAGAGGAACAAACACCUUUUGUUACUGUUUAAAAGCAAAUGUGAUUAUCACUGGAGGAGAUGAUAAAGUGCUCCGGUUGUGGCACCCCAAUAUCAGCACUAAGCCUGUGGGGAAACUUGUGGGGCACAUGUUCAGUAUCACUGAUAUCGCUGUAAAUGAGAAAGAGCAACAUGUUGUCAGCCUUUCCUCAGCAAAGGUCUUCAGGGUGUGGGAUAUACAAACACUUUCAUUACUACAAGUCUUCCAUGACAGUCAAGGAGGACCAGGAGAUAUGCAGAUCUAUGCUAUGAUAUAUGAUUCCAAUCACGGCAUGCUCAUUACUGGAUCUAGUGUCAUAAGCAUGUAUCCUUUGACUAGGAUGAUACAAGAGACAAAGCAAGUUCCUCAUACUCAUGAACGAGAAAUCAGCGCCAUGCUUUAUAACAAAUAUUUUCACCAAGUACUUACUAUCUGCUCUGAGUCUAUAAUUAAGGUAUGGGAACUCGAAACUGGCCUCCAAGUAUACCAUAUUUUAGACCCUCAUGGCCUAAACGUUGAACUGACUUGUGCAGAUAUUAAUGAAAGUGGAUUUCUUUUCGCCACAGGAGCAUACAACGGGACAGUUAAAAUUUGGGAUUUUGGCAGUGGGCAAGAGAUGAAAGUGUUGCCAAGAGGGAAAGACUGGAAGGAAGAAGAGCACUCAUUGAAACACCUGAUUUUCCUGAAAGCCCAUGAAAAACACAAAUAUUUGAUACUCACCUUGGGGCAUAAUGGGAAGAUACAAAUGGUCCAGGGCAAGGAAGAAGAGAUUUAUCUUGUGGUCAUAUGGGAGCUGCCUGAUGUCUUGCCUGUCCUGCAAGAUGAAAAUCAUACUAUACAACUGAAAAUGCACGCUAAAGACAAGAACACAAAUAUUCCUUUCCCAGGUGUUGAGUUGAUAGCUGAAAAAGAUUUUUCUAAUCCUACCCAGAAUCCUGCCAUUGGUAUGGAAGUGAACUGCAUGGAUUUAUUACAAGUAGAAGAAUAUAAUUUGAUAGCUACUGGCAGCUUAAAUGGUGUGAUUAUCUUAUGGAAUUUUGUAACAAAUACUGUCAAAGAAUUGUAUAGACCAGAAGACUGCUUCACCAUACGACCCGACAUGGAUCCCAAAUGCUUUAGAGUUAAUGACAUAAUGUUCCUGUUUCGUAGUCCUGAGUGUACAAAGAGAGCAAGUCAAGAAUCUGUAUGUUCUUCAUCCCAAUGCGAGUCUAGUAAGGGUCCACAAAGCAGCAAAGGAAGCAAACAGAGCAUACAUGACAGUGAGGUUAAAGAUGGACGCAAAUCUGUUAUGGUGGAAGAUCAACAACCAAUAUAUGAUAACAUUCCUGGAGGCAUCAGAUUAGAUACUCGGCCACCUCUCCUUGUCACUGCACAUGAGGAUGGGCACCUCCGUUUAUGGACCCUGGAGGGAAAAUUACUGAAAAAUUUGCUACCUUUCACAAAGCAUUCUGCCAUUUCUCUGACAUCUCUACAUGCUGAUUUAUGUGCUAGGACACUAUUGGCUGGAAAUAUGGAAGGACACGUUAUUCUUUUCAAUGUUGGUUCUUUCCUGGAUCCACCGUAUGAUGAAAAGAAAUUCAAGCAGCUGCUUGCCUGGCGUGCUCAUUCUAUGGAAAUCAUUCGAAUAAUCUAUGUAGAAGAAAAACAGUUGGUGAUUACUGCUUCCACCGAUGGCUCAGUAAGACUCUGGCAAGCACUCAAUGGUCACUACUGUGGAUACUUUGGACAGAGAAGGAACUUUGACACAUCGCUGACACAAGAUUUUAUAUUGCCUUGUGAUAUUAAUGAAUAUCCCAUAGAAAUAAAAGAAGAAAACAAAUUUACAAAGAAGCAAACCUAUGAAUAUCCUUUGAUAUUUGAUCAGCAAAGAUGGAAAAAAAUGAGCUCAAUGUCCUUGCUUUUUAAACGUGCACCCCCCAAGGCUUUUGAAGUGGAACAUGAUUUUAAGUUUUUCAAGUCUCUUUCUUCUUCCAAGUCUCAAAGACAUCCAUUGGAAGGUUUCACAUCAGAAAACAAAGAAGCAGGGAUCGUUUUUGGUUCUCUGCCUAUAUAUAGGGUACCAAGUCCCACUAGUCUAAGAUUCCUUCCAUUAAUAGGAUCUGAAGCACAAAAGGAUUCCUCUGAUGUCAUUGCAGAAAAAAGGAAAGGAGGUCAUGUGCAACAUGAUAAACUACAGAGGAAGAAAAGUCUUAGAAAAAAUCUUAUCCCACAAAUAAACCUGGCUGCUUCCUUUUUCCCACACAUCAGUAAAUGA